AUGAAAGUCGACCUUCACCCUCAGUUGCCCGCUGUUUUAACAGUUCUUCUUGAUAUUUCUGGAACUGUAGACGUUUUCACAAACUCCCUAGUUGUGUAUCUAGUCAUUUUCAAAAGUCCCGCUCUCAAAAGGUUUCGCUAUUAUCUUUUAUAUUCUCAAUUAAAUACCGCGGUAGUAGAUGUGUACUUGGCGUUUUUGAUGAAACCAGUGCCUAUUUUCCCUGCUAUGGGAGGUUAUACAACUGGGAUACUUGCCACGUGGUUCGGAAUCUCUUCUCAUGUUCAGAUGACAAUUAUGAUUUUCAAUAUGGGAAUGCAAGCGGUGGCAAUAUUUCAAACGUUUCUGGCGAAACAUCAAGCGAUUGUAAGCAUUGAUAGAAGAAGAGUUUUGAGGAAAUUGUUCUACUGGCGACUGGUGGGAAUUGGUUUCUUUCUCACAAUAGUGACAAUUUGGUUGUAUUAUUUGGGCGAUAUCUCCAAGGAACAGCAAAUUGAGUAUAUCAGAAAGAAUAUUCCCAACUUGGAACAAAUUCUAAUGUCCAAUCCCAGUCUCGACAUCUAUGAUUGA
Caenorhabditis briggsae is the source of this 567-nucleotide messenger RNA. The transcript is spliced from 2 exons. The record is from RefSeq and is a predicted model, not a curated record. NCBI's taxonomy places the organism in Eukaryota, Metazoa, Nematoda, Chromadorea, Rhabditida, Rhabditidae. The coding region runs from base 1 to 567 and encodes 188 amino acids.